UGUGUAGAGUGUGUGCGAUGUUUUGCACAUUUCUCCCUGACCUCAGGUCAGUGCAAUCAUGAGAUUGGUGAAGUGGACGAGGACGACUGCUGUCAGAACCCUCAGUACGGUUACCUGGAAACAAGUGGAGUGUGUCAGUCUUGUGGUCCUGCCGUGUGGUCUCCCUGGUCGCCAUGGUCACGGUGUAAUGUUCUCUGUGGGGAGGGGGUGAGUCAGAGAAGCAGGACAUGUUUUGGCAUCGGCCAAUCAGAGUGCGACAAUGCUGAGGACAAACUGCAGACAAAACCAUGCAGCGGCACCUGCUGCGACACAAAGGGGUGGGGCUUGUGGGGCACCUGGUCACCCUGCUCUGUCACCUGUGGAGGAGUCGGAGUCAGAAAGAGAGAGAGAGUCUGCUCCAGUUCUUCUGAGUGUCGCUUGGCCUGUAGUGGUUCAUCAGAGGAGACAGACAACUGUCCAUCAAAAGAGACUUGUCCAGUCCACGGAGGUUGGUCAAAUUGGUCCAGUUGGUCUGAAUGUUCUAGUUCGUGUAUCGAUGACCAGCGUGAUGAUGUCACCAUCCCCUCCAAAGUGCGAUAUCGUUCAUGCUCUAACCCCGCCCCCUCCACGGACACAGCACCACAUGGCAAUGGUUGCCCUGGCAACAACUUGCAGACUGAGUUCUGCAGCGAGAUACCAAACUGUCCAGUGGAUGGGAGCUGGGGGGCGUGGUCUCCACCUGGUCCAUGUUCUAUCUCCUGUGGGGAGGGGCUUCAGAUGUCAACCAGGACCUGUGAUAACCCUGCCCCAAAAUAUGGUGGUCGAUUCUGUGAUGGACCAAAUGUUCAGGCGCUGGUCUGUAUGAGUCCCUGUCCAGUCGACGGGUCCUGGACUGGUUGGUCCAGCUGGGGUGAGUGCUCGUCUUCCUGUAUCCCACAAGGCGAAGCACCUAUCAGGACUCGCUUCCGCUCCUGCUCUAAUCCAGCCCCCUCAUCCAGGCCACCUGGCAAAGUUUGCCAAGGUGACAACCACCAGAUAGAGGACUGCAGUCACAUACCUCACUGCCCAGUGGAUGGGGGAUGGGGGUCUUGGUCCCCCUUCACUUCCUGUCCUGUCACUUGUGGGGUGGGGCUUCAGGUGUCAGUCAGGACAUGUGAAAGCCCUGCUUCUCAACAUAGCGGCCUGCCAUGUCCUGGAGAGGGACGUCGAACCAGCAUCUGUACAACAAAUGUCCACUGUCCAGUGGACGGCGUGUGGUCAGAGUGGUCGCCGUGGAACAAAUGUACAUUUCCGUUUGGUGAGCGGAACAUCCGCUGCAAGCAGCUGGGCGGGAGUCAGACACGGGAGCGUCAGUGUCUUCAUCGAGCUCAUAACGGAUCCAUCUGCAGCGGAGACACUUUGACUGACAGGCGGGUCUGCUAUGAUGUCAGCCGCUGUUACCUGAAGGGCACCUGGCAGGGCUGGGACUCGUGGAGUCUUUGUUCUCCGUCCUGUGGACAGAACUCCAACCGCUUCAGGAGUAGAAACUGUGAACCUGAUUACAGUGGCUACAAUCCCACCAUCGGCCGUCAGAAGGAGAAGGCCACGUUCUUUGGGAAGCCACUGGCCGACUGUGGCUCGACACCGGAUGGCGGUCCAGAUAUCGAGAACCAGCCCUGUGUCAACAUUCCCCCCUGCCCCCCCCAGGUAUAAAGAUGGCUCUCUCAACUGAGGCUAAGUCUCUAUCGCCCACUGGUGGCUGGCUGUAUUACAGGUCAUAAACCUGUUCUUAUCUCUGUUAAUUAGAUAUUUGAUGAUGUAACUUUGUUUAGCUCCACCCCCAAACAUAAUACCUCUGGCCACUGGGUGUCGCUGACUAUACAAGACUUGUGUAUUCUAUGUCACCC
This is a messenger RNA of Paralichthys olivaceus (Japanese flounder), 1865 nucleotides long. The record is from RefSeq and is a predicted model, not a curated record. Lineage: Eukaryota; Metazoa; Chordata; Actinopteri; Pleuronectiformes; Paralichthyidae.